Molecule: messenger RNA, 174 nt
Organism: Paraglomus brasilianum
Lineage: Eukaryota; Fungi; Glomeromycota; Glomeromycetes; Paraglomerales; Paraglomeraceae
Source: the annotation of a GenBank genome assembly
CUCUCUUGCUGGUUGAGGAAUUUUGUACACAUGACCCUUAAUACCUUUUUGCACACGCAUUAUAUUCCUCCAAUCCCUUUUGUUAUCUGGUUUCAAACAUACGGAGGAAUUCGUCUCGAAUUAGCAGGAAAUCCAAUACAAUUGGACCCGGGAGAAGUUGUCGAUGAAUCGUGA